Cherax quadricarinatus is the source of this 982-nucleotide messenger RNA. Its product is annotated as zinc finger CCHC domain-containing protein 10. NCBI's taxonomy places the organism in Eukaryota, Metazoa, Arthropoda, Malacostraca, Decapoda, Parastacidae. Gene Ontology annotation, molecular function: nucleic acid binding; zinc ion binding. The record is from RefSeq and is a predicted model, not a curated record.
CAGGGAGCAGGAUUCAAUAAAACGUAAGCUUUGGUGGCCCUUGACAACCCCAACAACAACAAGGUCCCGUCCUGUAAUUUUGACGCCAUUAACAUGCCUGUUGGAGCCAGUGGAUUAUUGAGCUCUAAGCCCAAGCCAUCAGCAGAAAGUGUACGCUGCCAGAAGUGCCUGGAGUUUGGUCACUGGACAUACGAGUGCAAGGGUAAGAGGAAAUAUGUUCAUCGAGAGACUCGCACAUCCAUGCUCAACAAGAGAGUUAAGCAGGAGAAGCAGGAACAGCAGAUUGAUAACUUAAAAAAGAUGGCAUCAAAUAAAGAAAGAUCACAGAGACGAGACAAAAAUCAUAAAUCCAGUGAUUCUGAUUCUUCCUCCUCAUCCUCAUCAUCUUCCUCAUCAUCAUCAUCAUCGUCAUCGUCAUCGUCAUCUUCAGAUUCAGACAGUUCAGAUACUGACUCGACAGACUCGUCAUCUAGUUCUUCAGUGUCAUCAUCCUCAGAUUCAUCAAAGUCCUCUGGUUCAGAGACUCAGAAGAAAAAGAAAAGAAAGAGAAACAGUGCCAAGUAAUGAGAAUUAUAUUAUUUAGGAUUUCAUUUAUUUUUGAUAUUGUAAAUUUUCAUAUUACAUGUCACAUUUAAAAUACUCUUUGUUCUUAUUUGACAAUAUGAGAGAAUGCAGUAAACCCUCUAUUUAAAGGACUAAUUGGGGAACAAAUGGGUGGCUAAUAAUGGCAGUUGUGAUGGGUAGAGAAUAGAUUGUUUUGCCGUGAUUAUAACAAUAAUAAACAAUCAUGCAACCAAAGGACUCUGUCCAUUGUUUACAAAUCUAUUGACUAAUAGGUUUUGUUCUGUAUUUCUGUAUUUCUGAAGUCUGUUAAAUGGAGGGUUUACUGUGGAUGUUGCAUCCAUCUUUUUUCUCAUAACAUUUAAUGUACAGUAUAUUCAAAUAUUAUUUAAUAAACUCGGUAAGUUACUUUUUAGGAGAA